AAUACAAGAUGGCUGCUCAUAUAAAACCAGGCAUCGGGCUUCUCCCUGGUGAUGGAGGAAUAGAGGCUUUAAUCCGCGCGGCUGGUAUUUCGCGUCGCUACUGCUCUCACAGACGUCUGAAGGCGGGAGUGGGGCUCGAGCCGCCGCUGGCGACAGCCACCACUAGUCGCCAUCCCACUGGUGGGCCGCGGCGCGCUUCCCGCAGGCCCAGGCCAGGGCCCUGCCCUCCUCCUUCCUACCAGAAUCGUGGCGGCUCUCUCGCUGCUCCGCCAGGCCCGGGCUCCGACUCUUUCUCGUCAUGGCCGUCUCCAGGCUUGAUCGUCUCUUCAUCUUACUGGACACUGGUACAACACCAGUAACAAGGAAAGCUGCUGCACAGCAACUUGGGGAAGUUGUGAAACUUCAUCCACAUGAACUAAAUAAUCUCCUGGCUAAAGUAUUGAUACACUUAAGGAGUACAAAUUGGGAUACCCGCAUUGCAGCUGGACAAGCUGUGGAAGCAGUAGUGAAAAAUGUACCAGAAUGGAAUCCAACUCCACGACCAAAACAAGAACGUGGCUGUGAAAGUCCGGUGGAAGAGUCAUCUGCCUCUGAUCGCCUGCGUUUUGACCGAUUUGAUAUCUGCAGACUUUUAAAACAUGGUGCUUCUCUUCUUGGGUCUGCUGGUGCAGAAUUUGAGCUUCAGGAUGACACAUCUGGUGAAGUUGAUCCCAAAGAGAGGAUAGCACGACAGAGGAAACUGCUCCAAAAGAAACUUGGCCUUGAUAUGGGUGCAGCAAUUGGAAUGAAUACGGAAGACCUGUUCAAUGAUGAGGAUUUGGACUACACGCCUGCUUCAUCAUUUCUGGUACACAAACAACCUACUCUUCAAGCUGCUGAGUUGAUUGAUUCUGAAUUUCGAGCUGGUAUGAGUAACAGACAAAAGAAUAAGGCUAAAAGAAUGGCCAAGCUGUUUGCGAAGCAGAGAUCAAGAGAUGCAGUAGAAACCAAUGAGAAGAGCAAUGAUAGCGCUGAUGGUGAGCCGGAAGAAAAGAGAAGAAAAAUUGCAAACGUUAUCAUCAGUCAACCCGCAGCUGACUCCAGACUUCUGGUAGAGAAUAUUCCAGAAGAGACCAAUGAAUGGCCUCUAGAAAGUUUUUGUGAAGAAGUAUGCAAUGACCUCUUUAACCCAUCAUGGGAGAUCCGGCAUGGUGCAGGUGUUGGACUGAGAGAGGUACUUAAAGCUCAUGGGAAAAGUGGAGGUAAAAUUGGAGACAGCACUAUAGAAGAGAUGAUUCAGCAACACCAAGACUGGCUGGAAGACUUGGCUAUCAGGCUUCUUUGUGUGUUUGCAUUAGACAGAUUUGGUGAUUUCGUUUCAGAUGAAGUUGUGGCACCCGUGCGAGAGACUUGUGCUCAGACUUUAGGAGUAGUACUGAAAUAUAUGAAUGAGAGCGGAGUUCAUAAAACUGUGGCUAUCUUGCUGAAGUUACUGGCCCAGGAGCAGUGGGAAGUGAGGCAUGGUGGUCUGCUAGGAAUAAAGUAUGCUUUGGCCGUUCGUCAGGACCUAAUUGAUACUUUAUUGCCUAAAGUGUUGCCAGCAAUAACUGAAGGCCUGCAAGAUCUGGAUGAUGAUGUUAGAGCUGUUGCUGCAGCGUCUUUAGUACCAGUAGUGGAAAGUCUUGUCCAGCUUCAGCCAGAGAAAGUACCCUUUAUUCUUAAUAUACUAUGGGAUGCACUCAUGGAUUUGGAUGACCUGACAGCUUCCACAAACAGCAUCAUGACCCUUCUUUCAUCCCUUUUAACUUAUUCUCAGGUCCGAAAAUGCAGUAUACAGCAGUCGCUCUCAAUUCUGGUACCACGCGUGUGGCCAUUCCUACAUCAUACAAUAUCUUCUGUUCGAAAAGCAGCAUUAGAAACUCUAUUUACUUUGUUGUCUACUCACGAUCAGAGUUCUGCAGCCUGGCUUACUCCCAUUUUGCAAGACAUGUUAAGGCAUAUCUUUCAGUUCUGUAUUUUAGAAAGCAAUCAAGAAAUUCUGGAACUAAUACAUAAGGUGUGGCUUGAAUUGUUAAGCAAGGCUUCUCUACAAUAUGUGGUAGCAGCUGCAUGUCCCUGGAUGGGAGCCUGGCUCUGCUUAAUGAUGCAGCCUUCUCAUUUGCCUAUUGAUUUAAAUAUGUUGCUUGAAGUGAAAGCCAGAUUGAAGGAAAAGACAGGUGCCAAGGUACGGCAAGGUCAAACCCAGACUAAAGAAGUGAUACAAGAAUACAUUGCUGGUGCAGAAAGCAUUACUGAAGAUUCAGCAACCAGGGAUUAUGUUGUUAUGAGAGCUCGGAUGAUGGCGGCAAAAUUGCUCGGAGCACUCUGCUGCUAUAUUUGCGAUCAGAGUCUGAAUGCCAUUUCCCAAGAAAUAAAGCCAGCUGAAUCACUAGCCCAGCUAUUGCUUUUCCACUUGAAUUCCAAGUCUGCUUUGCAGAGGUUUAGUGUUGCAUUAGUAAUCUGUGAGUGGGCUGCCUUGCAGAAGGAUAAUAAAGCAGUGGCUCUUGCUGUCCAGUCACGUUUACUUGGUGUCCUUUCUGAGCAUUUGUACUAUGAUGAAAUUGCUGUUCCUUUCACCCGAAUGCAAAAUGAAUGUAAACAACUCAUCUCUUCAUUCACUGAAGCAAACAUUGACAUAGCCAGCAAAGUUAACUGCAGCGUGUUUACAAUAGAUCAAGCUAACGAAUUGGUCACUACUGUCUUCAAUGAAGUUACAUCCUCUCUCGAUCUAAAUGCAAAAGUUUUGCAGCAACUAGAAAGCAAACGACAGCAAGUCCAAAUGACAGUUGCAGAAACAAAUCAGGAAUGGCAGAUAUUGCAGCUGAGAGUGCACACUUUUACUGCUUGUGCUGUUGUGAAUCUGGGACAGCUUCCGGAAAAAUUAAACCCUAUCAUAAAACCUCUGAUGGAGGCUGUGAAGAAAGAAGAGAAUACAUUAGUACAAAACCAUUCAGCUUUGUGCAUAGCGAAGUUACUUCAGCAGUGUACAACAAGAUCUCCAUGUCCCAACUCAAAGAUAAUAAAAAACCUUUGCAACUCACUCUGCGUAGAUCCACAUCUUACUCCUUUAGCAUCAUGUCCUGCACAACCCCAGAGCAGCAAUGAAAACUCAAAAGGAUCUAAUUCUGAAAGAGAUGGGAUGCAUCACACAGUCACCAAGCAUCGAGGUAUAAUCACACUGUAUAGGCAUCAAAAAGCUGCAUUUGCCAUCACAAGCCGACGAGGUCCUACACCAAAGGCUCCCAAAGCCCAAAUAGGAGAUCUGCCUACAAGCAGUAGUGGAAACGUAACUACAGAGCUUGAUGAAGCUCAGAAGCCCUAUAUUGUUCAAAGGAGAGGAGCAGAAUUUACUUUAUCCACUAUUGCCAAACAUUUUGGUGGUGAAAUGGCGGUUGGUUUGCCACAUCUCUGGGAUGCUAUGGUUGGUUCUUUAAGGAACAGUAUUGACAUAAACAGUUUUGAUCGAAAAUCACUCUUGGAAAAAGGAGAUGGUCCAGCCCAGGAACUGGUGAACUCACUACAGGUUUUUGAAACAACUGCAGCUUCUAUGGAUAUUCAGCUUCACCCUUUGUUGAUACAGCACUUGCCUUAUCUUUGUAUGUGCCUUCAACAUCCCAACACUGCAGUGAGGCACAUGGCUGCUCGGUGUGUAGGUGUAAUGAGCAAAAUAGCUACCAUAGAAACCAUUCACAUUUUCUUGGAAAAGGUUCUUCCUUGGCUGGGAGCAAUAGAUGACAGCACCAAGCAAGAGGGUGCAAUUGAAGCCCUUGCUUCUGUAAUGGAGCAACUAGAUGUUGGAAUUAUUCCCUACAUAGUUCUUCUCGUGGUGCCAGUUCUGGGCCGAAUGAGUGAUCAGACAGACAGUGUACGCUUCAUGGCCACUCAGUGCUUUGCAACACUAAUUAGAUUAAUGCCUCUUGAGGCUGGCAUUCCAGACCCACCAGAUAUGUCUGAAGACUUGAUCAAAAUUAAAGCCAAGGAGCGCCAUUUUCUGGAACAAUUAUUGGAUGGGAAAAAACUAGAGAACUAUAAAAUUCCUGUACCAAUUAAAGCAGAACUCAGGAAAUACCAGCAGGAAGGUGUAAAUUGGUUGGCUUUUCUCAACAAAUACAAGCUUCAUGGUAUUCUCUGUGAUGAUAUGGGCUUAGGAAAAACCCUGCAGUCCAUCUGUAUUCUUGCAGGAGAUCACUGUCUCAGGACCCAAGAAUACGCAAGGACUAAAAUGGCUGAUAGUGUUCCACUCCCAUCCUUGGUAGUGUGCCCUCCCACACUUACAGGCCAUUGGGUAGAUGAAGUGGGCAAAUUUUGUUCCAAAGAAUAUUUGAACCCUUUGCACUAUACUGGUCCUCCCACGGAAAGGGCAAGGCUACAGCACCAUGUAAAAAGGCACAACCUAAUUGUCGCUUCCUAUGACGUUGUGAGAAAUGACAUUGAUUUCUUCCGAAAUAUUAAAUUUAACUACUGUAUUCUUGAUGAAGGCCAUGUCAUAAAAAAUGGAAAAACAAAACUAUCAAAAGCAAUAAAGCAAUUGACUGCCAAUUAUAGGAUAAUACUCUCUGGGACACCAAUUCAGAACAACGUCUUAGAAUUGUGGUCACUGUUUGACUUCCUUAUGCCAGGAUUUUUGGGUACUGAGCGCCAGUUUGCAGCUCGCUAUGGCAAGCCGAUAUUAGCCAGCAGGGAUGCUCGCAGCUCCAGUCGAGAACAGGAGGCAGGUGUUCUUGCAAUGGAAGCAUUGCACAGGCAAGUUCUGCCAUUUUUGUUGAGAAGAAUGAAAGAAGAUGUGCUACAAGAUCUUCCACCAAAAAUUAUUCAAGACUAUUACUGCAUCCUCAGUCCUCUACAGGUUCAGCUUUAUGAAGAUUUUGCCAAGUCACGUGCCAAAUGUGAUGUGGAAGAAACCGUUUCAGCUGCUUCACUGACCGAGGAGACUGAAAAACCAAAGCUUAAAGCUACGGGACAUGUAUUCCAGGCAUUGCAGUAUUUAAGGAAACUAUGCAACCAUCCAGCAUUAGUUUUAACUAUUCAUCAUCCAGAACACAAGAGAAUCACAGAGAAGCUUGCAGCUGAGAACUCUUCCCUUCGCGACAUCCAGCAUGCCCCUAAACUCUCCGCUUUAAAACAGUUGCUGCUGGAUUGUGGCUUAGGCAAUGGCGGUUCCUCAGAAAGUGGCACAGAAACCAUCGUUGCCCAACACAGGAUACUUAUCUUCUGUCAACUCAAGAGCAUGCUGGAUAUAGUAGAACAUGACCUUCUCAAGCCCCACUUACCCUCCAUUACCUAUCUGCGAUUGGAUGGCAGCAUACCUGCUGGUCAGAGGCAUUCCAUCGUUUCACGGUUUAACAAUGACCCAUCUAUAGACGUACUCUUGCUUACCACUCAUGUUGGUGGACUGGGUCUUAACUUAACUGGAGCGGACACAGUGGUGUUUGUUGAACAUGACUGGAAUCCAAUGAAAGACCUCCAAGCAAUGGAUCGAGCACAUCGUAUCGGACAGAAACGAGUUGUUAAUGUUUAUCGCUUGAUAACAAGGGGAACCUUGGAAGAAAAAAUAAUGGGUCUGCAGAAGUUCAAAAUGAAUAUUGCAAAUACAGUGAUUAGCCAAGAGAAUACUAGUCUACAAAGCAUGGGGACAGAUCAGCUUCUUGAUCUCUUCACUCUUGACAAGGAUGGAAAAAUGGAAAAAUUAGAUGGUGCUACUUCUGCUGGAAAAACAAGUAUGAAGUCAGUUCUUGAAAAUCUUGGAGACCUUUGGGAUCAAGAACAGUAUGACUCGGAAUAUAGCCUUGAAAAGUUUAUGCACUCACUCAAAUAAUCAUUCUUAAUACAAUGGCUGGCAUUUUCAGCUGAUAUUCAGCAAAUUUCAAAGCAUUUUUAGUGGACUCCUAGUAUAACAUGUAAAUAUACUUGUGGAAGAAAUAUGAGGAAUGGCUGAUGUAUGGACUAGAGCAGCCACCUUCACUUCUGGAUAGCUAAGUCUUAAAUAUUUGCAUUGUAAAAAACAAACUAUAAGAUAGUUCUGAAUUUUCAGAAUAACUAUGAAUUCUGACUCGAUAGAAAAUAAAACCUCCAGCAGGUUUUGCACAUGUUGAUAAGUGUUACUUCUCUUUCUGAAAUAUGUCUUGUCACUCCCUCUUUUCUGAAGCUACAAUAACUUGUACAGAUUGUUUUGAGUACUUUGUUCUUUUAAAUCUAGCUUGCUUCAAUGGUACACUUUACAAAUGUUCGGUUUAAUCAGAUCGAGUGAUGUUUAGUUCAUUUCAGGAUGUACGUUGACGUAAUGGCAAACCCUACCAUCCUGGAAGAAUAUUGGGGAAUUAAAUGAAACUUCCAAGUAUUAAUGUUCCCACCUUUAUAUAUUUAAGUAUGUGGUGCUCUUUAGUCAUCUGGCAUUUUCAGAGCAGUUGACUUUUUAAUAGGAAUUACAGACAAUGGCCAACUUUAGGCCAUUUCCGCAUCCUGUUUAGAGGGGUGCCAUUUUUAAAUUUGUGUGUGUGUGUGUAUGUAAAUAUGGGUGAGUGUGUGUGUAUGUAUAUAUACAUAUAAAUAUAUGGCUAGAACAUAGCCCAGUUCAGAGAUCCAAGUAUGCAGUAGGUUUCAAUCCUAUAUUUUUUGUAACUAAAAGAGAAAAUAUAUAAACAGAGCUUUUCCAGCAAUAGAUCUUAUAAAAUUGAGAAUCCAUGGUGGAAAGACUCUCUAAUGCACUAGUGCAUGAACCCCUUAAAUGGAAAAGGGGAAAUGCUUUAUUUAGGGAUCUAGAUAUAAACAUUGGAUUGUAUCCAAUGUUAGUCCUACUUAGAGUAGAUCCAUUGAAAUGAAUGGGACUUAGUCUAACAUUGGAAAGAACUGACUCUACUUAGAAAUGCCUACACUGCAUCAGAGGGAAUGAAGUAUUUGAGCUGAAAUCAUGUAAUAGAAAUUUUAGGCUAUAAAAAAAUUAAGAAUAACAAUAGUUGUACAUUUUUUUAAAAAAAAGAGUCUCUUCUAAAAGGGAGUCAGUAGUGACAUGUCUGUGCAUAGAUGUGCAUGUCUGUACCAAAUGCGUACACAAUUUUCUAAGUAUAUUAAAGACAAACCUACAUAAGCUGUCUAAAUACAUACAUAGAAUAUAUGUAUAGAUGUCAUAACUAAGGUUUGCUGUGCACUUCAGUAUCAGAACUUGAUUAGCCACGAGACCUCAACAAUGUUUUGAUUUUUUUUAAGAGGAAAAAAUGUUGGCUUAUGGAGCAGGAUUGUUUUGCAGCACUCAAAUAUGAAUGAACAUGUGUCAUAUUUCGGUAGAUAUAUGAACUGCCAUAUUGUAACAUUGAACUAGCAUUCCGUAAAAAAAGAAAAUAAAAAAGCCAAACUGGCAUUAAUCAGCCCCUUACAUGUUGCAUGUAGUUCUUUCUACAACUUCAAGUCAUAAACUCUACAGCUGCAUGGAAGAAAAAUAAAAUGAAAUUUCUUUAGAUUAAUGAAUAGUUUGUAUGGGGAAACACAGCUGGGAUGG
Messenger RNA from Elgaria multicarinata webbii, 7510 nucleotides. It is a transcript of the gene BTAF1, whose product is annotated as B-TFIID TATA-box binding protein associated factor 1. The record is from RefSeq and is a predicted model, not a curated record. Bases 299 to 5833 code for a protein of 1844 amino acids. NCBI's taxonomy places the organism in Eukaryota, Metazoa, Chordata, Lepidosauria, Squamata, Anguidae. The transcript is spliced from 38 exons. Gene Ontology annotation, molecular function: ATP binding; DNA binding; TBP-class protein binding.